This is a messenger RNA of Penicillium longicatenatum, 1806 nucleotides long. RefSeq names its product alpha/beta-hydrolase. The record is from RefSeq and is a predicted model, not a curated record. NCBI's taxonomy places the organism in Eukaryota, Fungi, Ascomycota, Eurotiomycetes, Eurotiales, Aspergillaceae. The transcript is spliced from 4 exons. The coding region runs from base 1 to 1806 and encodes 601 amino acids.
AUGGCUGCCUUGGAAGAACAGAUAUCAUUAUCGACCGGUGUCGGUCCGGAUUUGGUGGAGGUCUUGCUCCCCACAAAGACUGUCCCUUCUUACGAGCAGCGCGUGAUCGGUAGAGUGUCUGAGGUCGAGGGGGUUGAAGAGUUUCGUGGAAUUCCCUAUGCCGUUGUUCCGGGCAGAUGGCAGCACGCAUUGCUUCGGGACAAGCUACCUGCAGAUAUCUUCAAUGCCACGAAGAAUGGUCCGCGCUGUCCCCAGGCUCAAGUGUUUAACAACAGUGAUUUUUACCAGUCGCAUCUCGACUUCCCCAGUGAUGUCGCAGAGUCCGAAUUCGACUGUUUAAAUCUAUUCAUCACAAGACCAAGCGCGCCAGCCCUGAUUGCAGCGGGCAUUGACAAUAGAGCCGUAAAACUUCCCGUCUAUAUAUACAUCCACGGCGGGGCAUACAGUUUCGGUGCAGGAACUGAUCCUAUAUGGGAUCCUGCCCGUCUGGUUAAGAGAUCCAUUGAUCGAGCAACGCCGAUUAUAGUCGCAACAAUCAACUACCGACUGAACAUUUUCGGCUUCGGUGCGUCUACAGAGAUCAUCCAAGCCCAGCCAGAGGGCCAACUUAAGGGCUGCAACUUCGGUCUAACAGACCAACAUAUCGCCAUUCAAUGGGUCCACCAAAACAUAGCCGCCUUUGGCGGCAACGUGGCCCAGAUGACGGUAGGUGGACAAUCAGCCGGCGGAAGCUCGUCUCAUGCGCACAUUGCACAGGCAGUUUUCGGGAAACGAGAUCCGCUUGUCCACCGUUCUAUUAUCCAGUCCGGUGCUGUGGGCGUUUUGGGCCCAAUUACAAUGGAACAGGCUGAUAGACGGUGGAAUACGUUUUGUAAACAGCUGGAUGCACCUGAGGAUCCAACUUCUCGCCUGGCGCAUAUGGUAAAUCUAUCACCAGACAGGCUUCUGAAGGCAUUUUAUGAGUUGGGAUGGAUGGUUAGUCCCCUCGUUCUGGAUGACUUGACUAUGUCAGAAAAUGCUGGUUCGCAGUGGAGAUGGAAUAUACACCUAGGUGGACCGGAAACAGAUGUGAUACCGAAAGUCCCAAGGGACGAUGUUGACCCGAUUGCUAUUCUCAUUGGAGAUACGGACCUCGAGGGCACCAUGCACGCUGGGCAGGUAUCCAAGAUCAAAAGCUACAGCCAUCUUCAGGACCUACUAGCACGUAAAAUUGAUCAAACCGAAUUUCGAGAUCAGUUCUGCGAUUUAUACGGUAUCCACGCCGACAUGUCUCUACCCGAACUUCACGAACAAAUUUACCACUUCAUGACCGAUCUCCAAUUCGGGUUACCUGUGCACCUGGCUCGGAACGAAUUGAGGAACUGUUCUACCAUUGUACAGAAGGUAGCGAAAGACUUCGUUGCCCGUCCGACAAACACACAAUCAUUCCGUGUGAACGUUGGCAACCCAUUCCCAGGACCGAAUUACCAGAAGGCACAACAUUGUGUUGAUUUGAUCUACAUAUACGAUGCUUUUGCGGAAGCGUUGCGCGCUGUGGACGAAAAUUUACCUGCAGGUGUUGUCAAAAACCACGCUUUGGUGGAGUCUUUCCAAGAAGACUGGAUUCGGUUUAUUGCUGAUCCGAUUGAUGUUCGUGAAGAUGGGCGGGGGACAUACUACAAUGCGGAUAGGAUGACAAAUGUGGUGGACGUCGACCUUGAUAAGGAAUGGUCGGAGAGGAGAGUGAGAUAUGAAUUCUUGAACGAGUUUAAUCAUGCUUCGCAGCAAGCGAUGGAGGCAUUGAAUGGCAAUGGACACUCUUUCUAA